Adineta steineri is the source of this 1620-nucleotide messenger RNA. Lineage: Eukaryota; Metazoa; Rotifera; Eurotatoria; Adinetida; Adinetidae. The record is from the annotation of a GenBank genome assembly.
AUGACGGAACAGCAAGACAAACCAUUCACAAUGGAAGAAGAACAAGAACAACCGUUACGGAGGCGCCGGUGGUAUUCGAAUCGUAGUAUACUCAGUAGCAAAACAUUCUUUACCACCACGCUACUGAUUCUGGUAUUGGGUACAACUGCUAUUGUGUAUAUGUCUUAUAAAAUAAACAAAAUUGAGAAUGCAAUCGAUAUUAAAAACCAAGAAAUAGAUUUCGAUACACCGGAUAUAGAUUCCGACAGCGAUGAUGUUGCCGAUGAUAUUCGCACCAAAUCUCGUUCAUCCUAUGAUUCAGAAUAUCAGCGUGCUAAAUCACCAUACAUAUACAAUCAUCAAACAUCAACAUAUGAAAAAAAUCCAUACUAUCGUCAUCGACCUUACCGACCUCGUCAUGUCUUUACUUCAACUGGUUCCAUCAAAGUUGGAAUUCUUCAUUCGAAAACUGGUACAAUUGCAAUAUCAGAAAGUAUAUUAAUCGAUCUUUUGUUAUUAUUAAUUAAACAACAAAAUCAAAAAGGUGGUUUACUGGGUAAAAAAUUGAAACCUGUUGUUGUUGAUCCAGCUUCAAAUGAUACUUUAUUUGCUGAAUUAGCAGAGCAAUUGAUUGUUAAAAGAAAAGUAUCAGUUGUAUUUGGUUGUUGGACUUCAACAUCGAGAAUAGCAGUUCGACCUGUAUUUAAAAAGCACAAUUCUAUUUUAUUCUAUUCAACACAAUUUGAAGGGCAAGAAUCUGAUAGAAAUAUUUUCUAUACAGGUGCUUCACCAAAUCAACAAGCCAUUCAAGCAGUGGAUUAUUUGAUAGGGUUAGGUAUCCAACGAUGGGUAUUAGAAGGAACAGAUUACAGUUAUCCUCGAACGACAAAUGCGAUAUUGAAAGCGUACUUAAAACAAAAGGGUGUCUCUACGGCUGAUAUACGUGAAAAUUACACACCAUUCAGCUUCACAGAUUGGGCAGCUGAAGUUAAGCUGAUCAAAACAUUCGGAUCAACUGGUAAAAAAACAGCAAUUAUUUCAACUAUCAAUGGCGAUUCAAACGUAGCGUUUUAUACAGAACUCACCAAUCAAGGUAUUUCUUCAGCUAAUAUUCCAUUUAUGGCAUUUUCAGUUAGUGAAAAUGAAUUAACACAAAUCCCAGCUGAUACUCUAUCUGGAAUAGUUGGCAAUUAUGCAUCAUGGAAUUAUUUUCAAUCCAUUGACACACCAAUCAAUGAAGAAUUUAUCAAACAGUGGCAACAAUACACCGGUCAUGAUAAUGUUACAAAUGAUCCAAUGGAAGCAACUUAUAUUGCAUUUAAUAUGUGGAUAAAAGCUGUCACAGGAGCACAGACAACAGAUGCAGACACUGUUAUUGAUAGAAUGGUUGGUGUAGCUGUUCCCAAUCUUAGUGGUAAUUAUGCUUCAAUGUUAGCAAAUCACUAUAUUACAAAACCUGUAUACAUUGGAUCGAUUACAGACGACGGACAAUUUGAUGUUGUAUAUCAGACACCAGGCUUAGUGGCUGGAGAUGCUUGGAGUGAUUACUUAUCAUUUUCAGCACCUUUGAUUUCAGAUUGGCGUAAACCAUUAGCCUGUGGUGAAUUCAAUACAACCAAUCAUAAAUGUGAAGAUCCAUAA